Molecule: messenger RNA, 2006 nt
Organism: Boeremia exigua
Lineage: Eukaryota; Fungi; Ascomycota; Dothideomycetes; Pleosporales; Didymellaceae
Exons: 2
Coding region: 360-1826 (488 amino acids)
Cellular component (GO): cytoplasm
Molecular function (GO): calcium-dependent phospholipid binding; calcium ion binding
Source: RefSeq, a predicted model, not a curated record
GCCUGACCUGCGAACCAUAGAAUUUGGCAAAUCAUAGCGGAGACCCGCUCAGCCCAGCCGAGAAACACCAUCCUGUUGCUGCCCAGCAUUGGCCGUGUGUGGCUUUGUCGUCAUUUCUUCACCCCACUAUCGCGGGGCUGAGUCUCACGUUUGCGCCUCUUGACUGCUAAGCCCCUCAUCCUUCUCUGGUUGCACCCUGGUUGCCACAGUACCUGCCGAAUCCUAAGCUUAGCGAAGACCGUCCCAGAGGCCACAUAUUUCUGUGAUCGCUACCGGGCUUCCGCUUAUACUUCUUCCUCCUGUUUACUGAAAUAUUCAGUAGCGCUUACCUACCAUAAUCAAGCCUUCCAGUCUAUCCUAUGGCAUACAACCAACAACCCGGCUAUGGGCAGCCGCCCUAUCAGGGCCAGCCCUAUGGCCAGCAGCCACAAUAUCAACAAGGACCUCCUCAAGGCUACGGACAACCACCAAUGCAGAAUCAGCAAUAUCCACCCCAGGGUCAGUACGGCGCUCCUCCACCACAGCAGCAAUGGGGCCAACCGCCGCCUGGGCAGUAUGGUGCGCCACCACCUAACCAGUAUGGCGGACCACCUCCCCAAGGCCAGUAUGGAGCUCCCCCCCAGCAACAGCAAUGGGGCCAGCCGCCGCCUUCGCAGGGUCAAUAUAACCCACCUCCGGGUCCCCCGCCGGGCCAGUACGGCGCACCGCCACAGGGUCAGUAUGGCGCACCGCCUCCGCAAGGACAGUAUGGAGCACCACCACCACAGCAACAGUACGGCGCGCCUCCGCCACAGCAACAAUAUGGCGCGCCGCCUGGCCAGUAUCAAGCCCCUCCGCCCCAGCAGCAGUACGGCCCUCCAGCACAGCCAUCCCUUGGCUACGGACCUCAGCAGACUGCCAACAUCGACGUCUCAAGGGAUGUCGAAGCCAUUCGCAAGGCUAUGAAAGGAUUCGGCACCGAUGAGAAGGCACUGAUUGCAAUCCUCGCCAAGAAGGACCCCAUGCAGAUCAACACCAUCCGCACACAGUACGAUCAAAGACUUAUGAGGAAUAUGGUCAACGAUCUCGAGAAAGAGACUAGCAGCUACUUCAAAGAGGGGUUGGUAGAGAUCGCCCGGGGUCCUCUGGCUUCAGACUGUCACACUCUCUUCAACGCAAUGAAGGGCAUGGGCACCAAAGAGGUCAUGAUUGACGACGUUUUGAUUGGUCGCAGCAAUGCCGACGUUAAUGCCAUCAAGCAGGAGUACCAGCGUAUUUUCAAGAAGAGCCUAGAAGCUGACCUACGCGGCGACCUCUCCGCUGGGACUGAGCAGAUGUACAUGAUGAUCACCUCUGCCCGCCGCGCCGAGGACUCCCACCCCGUCAUCCCCCAGGAGAUCGAACAGGCUGUCACCGACCUCCAGACCGGCAUCGGCAACAUGGUCAGCAAGAACGCCGCCCAGGUCUGCCAGAUCCUUUCCUCCAAGAACGACGCCCAGCUCCGCGCCAUCGCACAGUCGUACCAGCAGCGCUUCCACAAGGACCUGGCCGGCGUGCUCAAGUCGGCGUUCUCGGGCCACAUGGAGGACGCCCUCCUGCUCAUGCUCGCUCGCGCGCAGAACCGCGCAUUGGCCGAGGCGAUCAGGCUGGAAGAGAGCAUGGCCGGCAUGGGCACCAAGGACCAGCUGCUCGUGCAGCGCGUGGUAAGGUGCCACUGGGACCGCAACUUCAUGAACGCGGUCAGCGCCGAGUACAAGAAGAAGUUCGGCAAGGACCUGGUCAAGAGGAUUGAGGGAGAGACAAGAGGGGAUUAUGAGAGGCUGAUGGUGGCGUGUGUUAAGCCUUAGUGGCAGGUUCGUUUCUGACGAGUAAUGGUCGGAUGGGGGCGGAGUUUGUAGCAGUAUCCACAUCUGGGCUGGUGGUGUCUCGUCGAGUAGAUACCCAUUCAAUGUUAAUCAAUUCAUGUUUCCUAUGCACGCGGGUAUCUUUUCUAGUAAUGAUUUUCUCCUCGCUACUUCCUAGCUCGU